Messenger RNA from Meloidogyne enterolobii, 1044 nucleotides. The record is from the annotation of a GenBank genome assembly. NCBI's taxonomy places the organism in Eukaryota, Metazoa, Nematoda, Chromadorea, Rhabditida, Meloidogynidae.
UUUAAGGAAAUUAUGUCAUUAUUCUAUUUAAUUAUAUUUUUAUUCGCAUCAAUUAAUCAACUACUAAUUAAAGCCCAACAACAACAAAAUUUAGCUAUACAUGAAUUACCCCUUCCAACACCCAUAAUUUUGGAAGAUGUUAAUUCAACUUCAACAUCAUUCCCAAAUCCUUUAAAUUCAACCUCAAGUCUAGGGACAACCGCCCCAUUAACCUCUCAAUUAGCCAAACCUCCUUCUGAUGCCGAGAGAAUAAAUAGAGAAACUGGGACAACAAUGGCAGGAAUUUAUCAACAAUUAGAUAAUCAAAGUAAUAGUGAAAAGACAAAAAAAGAUUCAGAAAAGAAUUUAACGACUGGAAAUGUUGCUAGACGCUCACCAGAUUCCUCUACAAAUUAUGAAAAUGAACAUAGACACAGUUUGAAACCGGAGACUAAAGAUGAAAUGUUUGCAAGAAUGGAUUCUGAUGGGGACAAUAUGAUAACAUUGCAAGAUUAUAUGAAUAGAGAUCGUUACUAUGUCGAGUCUGUUAAGGCAGAGUUUAACGAUAUCGACACAAAUGGUGAUGGAAUGGUUUCGAAGCAUGAAUUUGAUGCUUUUGUUCGUCGAUUAGAUGAACAGAGGGAGGCGGCAAUGAGAAAUGCAUCCAACUUUACCCUACAGAGAAAUGAUGCAAAUAAAGACGGGGAAUUGAGUGAAGAAGAGCUUGGGGCCUACAUUAAAGGAACACUACAAAGAAAUAUAGAUAGAUUACCUCAAGUUUUUAGUCAAUUUGAUAGAGAUGAAAAUGGGAAGCUUAAUUUGGAAGAAUUUCACAAUCUCGACUUCAAUUUUCCUUGGGAAAAGUUUCCUUUAUCUACGGAACAAUUACCCCACAAUAAUCAUCAACAGCUUCCCCCAACAUUCUUCAGUGCUAACGGCCCCGUUCCACCUCCCUUUGUUAAUGAACAAGCAGCAGCUGCAAUCCCUUCUGAUUUCAGUUCUUCACCUUCUAUGGGAGGGCACAUGCAUGCAUUGCCUGUUCCCCAACCAAUUAGAAUUAAUUAA